This is a messenger RNA of Mollisia scopiformis, 1805 nucleotides long. RefSeq names its product alpha/beta-hydrolase. Lineage: Eukaryota; Fungi; Ascomycota; Leotiomycetes; Helotiales; Mollisiaceae. Bases 1 to 1734 code for a protein of 577 amino acids. The transcript is spliced from 3 exons. The record is from RefSeq and is a predicted model, not a curated record.
AUGGCUGGCCUCACAUUCGUCGCCGUUGCUUCUCUCUUUGCUACGUUCUUUUAUGCUGCACCAACGAGUUCUAAUGUUUCUUCUACUACUUCGAGUUCGACCGCUCUACCAACUGUCGAUCUCGGCUAUGUUGUCCAGCAAGCUACCAUAAACACUGGAAACUAUUAUAACUUCUCCAAUAUCCGCUAUGCCGCUCCUCCGACCGGCAACCUUCGAUUCGCCGCCCCCGUGAAGCCAACGACCAUAAAUCGUACGCUCAACGAUGGCCAACAAGGAUCAAUCUGCGCUCAAGCAUCGCCAUACUGGGAGGAGAUUGCCUCAUACUACCUACAAGGCUACGGCACCGCGACUUUGGAAUACGUUGAGGAGGAAAUCGACGCACUCGAAGCAUCUUUGACCAUCUCUGGCCUGGCGGCUCCUGAUCCACGAACGACUGAAGAUUGUUUGUUUCUUGAUGUCAUUGUACCCGAGUCUAUCUAUACGCAGAACACUUCCGCUCCUGUUCUUGUUUGGGUUUAUGGAGGUGGAUAUGUCAAUGGCGAUAAAACUAGCACGGGCAAUCCGGCGACUUUGAUUGCUUCCAGCACGGAAGAUGGCGGUGAAGGCGUGGUUUACGUUGCGAUGAACUACCGCCUUGGACUCUUCGGAUGGUUGUCAGGCUCUACAUUCGCUGGCGAGGAUGGUAUUCCAAACGCUGCUCUUUACGAUCAACGUCUCGCAUUCGAAUGGGUUCAAGAGAACAUCCAUCUCUUCGGCGGUGACCCAACUCGAGUGACCGUCAUCGGCGAAUCAGCUGGUGCCGGAUCAAUCAUGCACCAGAUUACCGCCUACGGAGGUGCCAUUGGCUCAGCUCCAUUCUCUCAAGCGAUUCUGCAGAGUCCAGGUUUCCCACCUGUCCCAGGAGAUGCUGAGCAGGAGGCUACCUUCCAAUCCGUUCUCACCCAAGCACAAUCUCUGAUUGCCUCCAACAUUACCGAUGUGGCUGCUCUCCGCGAUGUUGACUUUGACACCCUUGCUGGUCUCAACACCAUUGUUGUUGCCCGCUCUGCUCCAUAUGGAACAUUUACCUUUGGCCCCGUUGUCGAUGGAACGUUCGUUCCCGCUAUGCCUGGUAAGCUCCUACUUGAGGGCAAGUUCGACUCCUCGCUCAAUGUCAUGGUUGGACACAACUCGGACGAAGGCCUUGAAUUCACCUCCCCAUUCCUAACCACCGAAGCGCUCCUCGAAGCCAACUUGGAAGCAGUUUUCCCUACUGCAGACAACGACACCAUCACCUACAUGCUCGACACCUUAUGGCCCGCUGUAUACGACGGCACUUACCCCUACACCACCCUCUUCGAACGCGCAUCUUUAAUCACAGCUGAAGUAUCUUUCACGUGCAAUACUCGGUACCUCGACCUUGCAUUCGACAACCUCACACACGCCUACUACUUCAACGUCCCGCCCGGACUUCACGGGGAAGAUAUCGCAUAUACGUUCUUUAACAGCGACACGACUACUUCCGAUGACGGCCUGCCGGUGAACGCGACCGUCGCAACGACGCUGCAGAAAUACAUCACCAACUUCGCCAUGAACGAUUGCGGAGACCCUAACGGUGACGGAUUACCGUUCUUUCCUUUGUAUCAGAGUAACAGCACCACGAUGGUGAUCGGAGACGGAGGAAUCGGAGGCGUGAUUACAGAUACGACUGCGAAUGAUCGGUGUGGAUGGUUGAUGCAAGCUUUGUACGCUUAGUGAUGAAUCUUAUGAUGAUGACUCUUGUAUAUACCUACUUGUCCGUACUAAUGAUCUAGACUGAAUUAAUC